Messenger RNA from Phytomonas sp. Hart1, 2019 nucleotides. Lineage: Eukaryota; Euglenozoa; Kinetoplastea; Trypanosomatida; Trypanosomatidae. The record is from the annotation of a GenBank genome assembly.
AUGUUAGGGUUUUCAAAUCCUCCAGCAACAAUUGAGGGGGGUGGCACUAAUCUCUCAGAAUAUCGUGCCCUUCUUCAAGUCCUAGUAUAUGCUAGUCAGAAGAGUCAUGAGGCUGCUGCGGUGAUUCACGACGCUCUUGUGGGUGGAGUUGUGGCUACCUUUUUUGAUCAGCAACAAAGGUUCCAAAACGGUGUUUUACUUCCAUCAUCCAAGUGUAUAGCAACGAUGGCUCCCCUUAUCUCUGAAGGGUUUUAUUCACCUUCGCUCUCCUACACAUUGGAUAACCCAUUUUCCACACGAUAUCAGCCUCUUUCGGAAAGCCACGGUCGUGACUUCUUUACGUUGGUAAUACUCUUAUUCCCGGAUUGUUUCAUGGAUGGACCGUUCAUAGAUACACAUUCCCGUACGAACUCGUUAUCGACCUCUAUUCCCAUGAUCCCGCAAAUGUUUACGCACAGCAACAUCCUGAGUGCCUCUCCGAGUGUCCAUAGGGAAAACACCCCACCCGCUGGAACCCGGGACGGAGUCGGGAAUAAAAUCUCCCCGGUGAGUGCCCAUCGCGAACCCCCAACCAUCGUUGUCCCAUCCCUGAGCGCCACCCACGGCAACAUCCAUAUUUUGGGAUCGAGUGGGACUUUUCCACACGCCGAGGUCGAUGUGAUGCAGCUCCAUCGUCACCGCUUACAAGUCUCGAAGCAGUACCUCUCCGUGAUCAAUGACACCCUGCACGACGUUCAGGUUCGGCAGCUAAAAAAGGAAAAGGCCGCAGGCUCGGCCUCCGCCAAACCCACCGGUGGCGAGGUGGUGAAUAUUCGCGUGGUUCAGACGUUUAUGGAGAAGCUGAAGAUGAUGCUGCUGUGCUGCAUGUGCGCCGCGGAGAUGGCCUAUCAGGACGCGAGGGCCGACCAUGGCCUCGGGGGCCAUAGCGGGGACGGCCCAGUCGGCGGCGGUGGGCCGGUCCGACUCUCCCCGAUGCUCCAACUGGAGGCGCUGACGACGCACUGCGACGUGUUUCAGCACCUGCGUUGGGCCGAUCCGGUGGAGUCAUGGUGCUGGGGCGAGAGCGGAAAAGAAAUGGAGGAGUGGUAUGAUCGGGCGCUGGUGCACAUUAAUGGCAUCUUUGUGGCGCAUAGGCAAUGCGAUCUUCAAACUUUCUUAUUCACUCUUAAAGAAGAAGUUCUACGGAAGCAAGGGCAGGUAACCGCACACGCACCGGAGAUCCUGAUGUAUCGCGCUACGGAUGGUCAUAGAGGAGUUACUCUCGAACUGUGCCCAUCCAAGGUCCAAUUCAAACCAAAACUGCCCUCGUUGCCGAUACAAAGCGGUGAGGCCCACGUGCUGCUGUCCACACCCAAGCCGUGUAUGCAUCCAAUUUCAGGGAAUUCGUAUGUUGAGCUUCUGCUCGAUGCAGCCUCAUCCCCCAUUAUCACGGCACUGAAUCGUUGGAAACAAAAAAGAUUGACUGAUGCUCAACUUCGUGAGGAAACUAAUUUGUUUUCUUCGACAACCUGGAACCAUAUUAACGAACAACAACAGCAUAUGCUUCAAAGAAAUGUACUUAGCAAUGGCUUUAUUGGUAAGAUUCUUGAGAAGAAUCCUAUUCUGCUAGCCCGAAUUGUAGUAUGGGCUCGAAAAAACGUUGGUAACGAAUCGGAUAUCAAACAAGAAUCCUUAAAUGUUGGUUCCAAGUGUCACAAUCUUCCCUUUGUACAGGAAAACAAAGAUGAGCCUCUAGUUGACCUAAGUUCUGAAAUAACUAAUGAGGUGCUUUCCAGUUCCACUUUCUCUGUCUCAACAGCACACUUCAUACGAGAAUUAGUGGCGCGCCAUGCACUGGACAAGAAAAUUUUCAUGGCAUGGGUACAACGACAGUGUACAGGCUUCCAAAAGAACUCAAAGUCGUCUCCUCUAGAAAAGAUAUUUCUGGCAUUGAUGGAUUUCGUACUGGUUCAAGCAUCAUGGGAACUUGAGCCUGGAUUGGUUCCUAUCAUGCUAGAUCUUCGGACCGCAGCAAAGUAA